GCGAGGAUGCUAGACGAUCUCGGUCCAACUACGGCAUCCAACUGGAGCUCGACUUUGGGUACACAAGACUUCUACAUUACAUUCUACGAUGAAAUCAAAAAGCAAUACAUUAACCAUACAAAUAAUAUGACGCAGGUCUACCAAUCGUUCAUACUACCAUGGUGGCGACAAAUACUAUGGACGGUACUAUUUGCGGGUAUGGUAGUCGUUUCUACUGUUGGAAACCUCGUCGUCAUAUGGAUAGUACUAGCCAAUAAGCGGAUGAGGAGCGUGACAAACUAUUUUCUAGUGAACCUCUCCAUAGCCGAUACAAUGAUGUCCACACUCAAUGUGACCUUUAACUUCACGUACAUGCUAUAUUCCGAUUGGCCAUUCGGACACUUCUACUGCAAAUUUUGCCAAUUCAUAGCCGUACUGAGCAUAUCGGCCUCUGUUUUCACCCUCAUGGCGAUAAGUAUCGAUCGAUAUGUAGCAAUUAUGAGUCCGCUGCAGCCAAGGUUGGGUAAACGCGCAACACUCGGUAUAGCAGCUGCCAUUUGGGCUGGCAGCUGUAUAAUUAGCAGCCCGAACUUUCUGUAUUAUACAACCGAAACUGAUCUAUUACCAGACGGAAGCUUAAGACGGGUAUGUUUCCCCGACUGGCCGGAUGGAAUCACUACGAGAUCUCAAUUAGAAUAUUUGUACAAUGUAAUAUUUAUGCUAUUGACCUAUUUCCUACCAAUAAUGUCAAUGAGUUACACAUACGCGAAGGUAGGAAUCGAGUUAUGGGGUUCAAAGUCCAUCGGAGAAUGCACGCAGCGACAGUUGGAUAACGUUAAAAGCAAACGAAGGGUUGUGAAAAUGAUGAUAGUUGUUGUAGUUAUAUUUGCUGUCUGUUGGUUGCCGUUCCAAGUAUACUUUAUUGUGACGUCAUACUACCCAGAUGUAGUCAACUACAAGUACAUACAAGAGAUAUACCUCGGCAUUUACUGGCUUGCGAUGAGCAACUCUAUGUAUAACCCCAUCAUUUACUGUUGGAUGAAUUCCAAAUUCCGACGAGGUUUUAAGCAGUUUUUCUGGUGUUGUGGUGCAAUUGGUAAUGGUGGUUUUAGUAGACACAGAGCAUUUGGUCCAGAACGACUCGACAUGUCGAUGCGAUCAGUCUCUCCAAGCCGAAAGAACGGCACAAGUUUGUUCAAGACGACAUUCAAAACUACAACAAAGUGUACCAAAAAUCCACCCGGCACUCCCCAUUUGCUGCAUGCAAAUAAAAUAGACAAGGAGUUAAACGGUGGCCAAUCCUAGUUUGGUACGAUGCGCAUAUCAUUGCACAGCACGUACAAUAACACUAUGAUGAGCAGUAUCUGACAGCGGCGCGGCACGUCCACUCGGCGUGGCGACCGCGGCGCCAAUGAACGCCCCACAGCCACUCGCGUCAACGAAGAAAGAACGUGGAUUUGACGAGCGAACCCCCCGCGCCCUGCGCCUACCCCUGAAGAACUAUAUGGGUAAUACGCAUAUUUUUUCAUAUUUUUUUAAAAGUACCCGCAUAAUUAAUUGUUAAAUUACAAUUGCGUUCUAGUCAUUUAAUCUAUAUAUUUUACGUAUAAAUAAAAUCGUAAUACUCAUAUUUUGUAUCUCGUUGAUAAACGAAUUGAAUUAUAAAAUGAAUUAUAUGAAUAAUAUCUAUGCUCUUGAAGAUAACCUCACACUUAAGGCGUAUUACGUCAUGUAAAGUAAAGUAUCGACCAAAAUGAUUACACUUUUAGUGCCAGUAAAGCAAAAAAUACUUAUAUUUAAAGAAUUAUUAGAAUCUUUCCUUUGAAUUUAAUAAUCGUCAUUCCAUUUCCACUCUGUAGAAUGAGAACUACGCUGCUAGUAUAAAAAUUGAUAAUAUAAAACUAUUUAAAUAUGGAUCGUAACAAAAUCAUCCUUGAAGACUUAAUUCUACUAAAAUAUAAUGGGUUAUACAUUGAUACUUAUGUAUUAUUGCAUAAUGUAAUAAUCAUAUGACUAGUUAAUUUAUAUCGCAUGUGCAAAAACAUUCCUCAGAUGAAAGAUAAUUUUUUAAAAGGCGCUUGCGAGAUCUUCAAAUUUUAAACUAUGAUAAUGUUUAUAAUUUCAUCAGUCGUGUAAGAUUUAUUAUAGUAGGUAUUUAGGGGAAAUGUCUACUGUCAAAUAAAAUAUUUUAUUGUUAUUAUAAAAAUAUGAAUACCUACGUUUAAAAAUAUAUCUAGAUAAGUAUAUUGUCUACAUGUUUAAGUAAAUGAACGUUAAAUACGGUGUGUAAAUAUUAAGACUAAGUCCAAACUAAGUAUUGUAAAUAUUAAAUCUUCGUCUGAGCAAACCACCUAAGUAAUUUGUUAGGUAUGAAUAUUAUUUAUGCUUAAAAUCAAUGUAUGUGAUAAUUAUAA
This is a messenger RNA of Zerene cesonia (dogface butterfly), 2393 nucleotides long. RefSeq names its product tachykinin-like peptides receptor 99D (gene NGR-A24). The transcript is spliced from 10 exons. Gene Ontology annotation, cellular component: plasma membrane. Bases 7 to 1284 code for a protein of 425 amino acids. The record is from RefSeq and is a predicted model, not a curated record. Lineage: Eukaryota; Metazoa; Arthropoda; Insecta; Lepidoptera; Pieridae. Gene Ontology annotation, molecular function: tachykinin receptor activity. Gene Ontology annotation, biological process: G protein-coupled receptor signaling pathway.